This is a messenger RNA of Leopardus geoffroyi (Geoffroy's cat), 1359 nucleotides long. It is a transcript of the gene CALML4, whose product is annotated as calmodulin like 4. Gene Ontology annotation, molecular function: calcium ion binding. Gene Ontology annotation, cellular component: myosin II complex. The coding region runs from base 40 to 663 and encodes 207 amino acids. The record is from RefSeq and is a predicted model, not a curated record. The transcript is spliced from 6 exons. NCBI's taxonomy places the organism in Eukaryota, Metazoa, Chordata, Mammalia, Carnivora, Felidae.
AACUGGCCCCUUCUGUCUGCUGAAUCAGAACCUCUGGUGAUGGGGCCCUUCUGGCGAACAAAGUCUCAGCCCUCAGUUGGUAUUGGACAGGGUUUCUAUUUUUCAUGCCGCGGAUUUAUUACUGGGGCCUCCACCCAGCUUGGCGGACUUUCGACUUGGAGCCGGGAGGAGAGGGACAGAACAGGCGGUUGUGGGAGCCGGGAGCCCACAGGCGACAGCCUGAGGCCCUGCGAUGAGUACAAGGAAUGCUUCUCCCUGUAUGACAAGCAGCAGCGGGGGAAGAUAAAAGCCACUGACCUCAUGGUGGUGAUGAGGUGCCUGGGGGCCAGCCCGACACCUGGAGAGGUGCAGCGGCACCUGCAGACUCACGGGAUCGACAGAAACGGGGAGCUGGAUUUCUCCACGUUCCUGACCAUUAUGCACACGCAAAUAAAACAAGAGGACCCAAAGAAAGAAAUCCUCUUGGCCAUGUUGAUGGCAGACAAGGAGAAGAAAGGCUACAUCAUGGCGUCCGAGCUGCGGUCAAAACUCAUGACACUGGGGGAGAAGCUCACCCACAAGGAAGUGGACGAUCUUUUCAGGGAAGCAGAGAUUGAGCCAAAUGGCAAAGUGAAGUAUGAUGAAUUUAUCGACAAGAUCACCAUCCCUGUGCAGGACUACUGAGCGAAGAGGAUAAGGUAACGGUGCAGGGCAUGACUCUACCAAUAACGACUACCGAUCAAAACAGUCUGAUGGACCAGUGUUGACCAAGAGACCAACAGAGGGAUAGCUACUGCUACUGCGACACUCUGGCAAGCCAACAACUGAAAGAAACAAACUCCUUAGAGUGGAAUGAACUAAAAUCGAAAGACAAUCGAAUGGUUCGUUUCUCCUGUAGAGACAUGACCAAAGCCACUAGACAGACAUUUCUUUCUCCCUAUUUAUUACCUGUUCUUCCUUUAGUCUGGUAUAAUGCAGGACACUGAGGGAAACUCACCAUCCCCAAACCUCAGCUGAAGGAAGGACAGGGAUGGGUUUUCAACUGGAUCAUUCAGAGUUUGGGAUUCAGCACUACACACACAGUUAUUGAUCAGAAUUUUGAGACCACUAACAACAAUGACAGAAAAACAAAGAAAAGAGGAUACAGAAAACUAUUCAUUUUAGGUAGCUGAAUUAAUAGAAAUGAUAUUUCCUAUUACAGUGUGAAAUAAGAAGCAACACCCCACAACUUGAGUGAUUUCUAUCUCAGUCUGAAUUUAGACACAAAUUAUGGUACUCUUAAAUCUUAGCCUAAGUUAAUAUGGCAACGAGCGUUCUUAAAGAGUUUACUCACCAUAAGAGCAGAUUUAUUAAAACACUAAUUCCUGUUUUCACCAACAA